This is a messenger RNA of Amaranthus tricolor (Joseph's coat), 2857 nucleotides long. RefSeq names its product cation/H(+) antiporter 28. Gene Ontology annotation, cellular component: membrane; endomembrane system. The transcript is spliced from 5 exons. The coding region runs from base 296 to 2671 and encodes 791 amino acids. Gene Ontology annotation, biological process: proton transmembrane transport; regulation of pH. Lineage: Eukaryota; Viridiplantae; Streptophyta; Magnoliopsida; Caryophyllales; Amaranthaceae. The record is from RefSeq and is a predicted model, not a curated record. Gene Ontology annotation, molecular function: antiporter activity.
UGGUGGUUUAAUUUUGAGAAAUAUGGUUGUGACUUGUAUGCUAAUAAGUAUUACAGGUGUAAAAUUUUCUCAAGAGACUCAAAAUAGAAUGAGAACAUUCUUCCUAAUUCUAAUGUGAUAUAGAUCUUGAUCCAAUCCUAAAUGUUUUCCAAAAUCUCUUUUCUCUCUCCAUCAACAUUUGGAGCAUCAAAUGUGGCAUCAAGAAGACAUUGAUAGGGAAAAAGGGAAGCAACUAGAGAUAAAGCAAAAAGGAAAUGAAAUGAAAGAGUAGAUCAUUGAACAUAAGAAAAAAAAAAUGGUUAGUGACGGCACAAAUUGUAAUGAUGCCAUCUCACAUGUUGCUACAUCUGUUAUUUGUUUCAUCUCUUUGUUGGGUAUUUGCCAUGGAGUGCAUAUACUCUUGAAGCCUCUUUCUCAACCUAGAAUCAUCUCUGAAAUCAUUGUGGGUUUAUUUUUAGGAAACUUGCCCUUUGUGAGAUCAGGGAUACUGCAUAUAAAGAGUGACAAUAAUGGUCUACAGAACAUGAAAUUCUUAACAGAUUUCGGGAUGACACUAUAUAUGUUUGCAUUAGGUCUUGAGAUGGAUCCCCUGGUGCUUUUCCGUAUACCUAAAAGAGAAGCUAUAGUUGCAUAUACUGGAAUGUUUUUCACAUUUGUUUUAACAAGUUGCACAGCUUCUUUCUUACGCUAUGGGAUGCACCCAAACAUCAAGUUUGACUUGGCUUUCUCAAUAAUCUUGUCGAGUACUGGUUCGACUUUGUUAACUCGAGUGCUAACAGACCUAAAGAUCGGGAAAUCUGACAUUGGCAAAUUUGCAAUCUCGGCAGCUGUGUACUCUGAGUUGGUAACUAUAUUGAUAGUGUGCAUUGGAUACAUCAUUUUUCAACCAGAGAGUAAUUUUCAGGUGCGUCACAGAACACCUGACCAGCAUGAAUAUUUCAAAGGGCACGGUGUUAUCCCUCUUGGUGUGGCAUUGGUGGUGCAAAUCAUCUUAACACUGGUGGCAGGACCUAUAAUAUUGAGUUGGGUCAAUAGCGCAAAUCCUCAUGGAAAGACCUUUAAAGGCUCACAUUUAGUGCUCUCAGUUGCAUUUACAGUGAGUAUCGGAUGCAUUUCUCCCCUUAUGGGAUUUAGCCCUGUGCUUAGCGCAUUUGUUACUGGGGUUUUCUUACCUCGAGAAGGGAGAGUUUCACAGUUUGUUGUCAAUAAAGUUAAUUACUUCUUGACCUUUGUUUUUUAUCCAUACUUUGCCUUUUGGGUAGGGUUGGAAGCACAAUUUGGUCGAUUUGAGUUUAAGACGCUUGGUUCUUGGGCAAGGUUGUUUGGUCUUUUUGCUGUUGGAACGGUCGGAAAGAUCAUUGGAGCCCUUAUAUCAGGGUUAAUUUUUAAAUUUCAGUGGAGUGAUUCCAUAAUUCUUGCACUGCUUUUAAACGUUAAAGGCCAGUUACACAUAUACCUGACCAUCAUCGCCAUGAAGAAUGAUAUAAUGAGUUAUUCAACGUGUAUUGGCAUGAUAUUAGCAAUGUUCCUGAAGAUAGUCUACGUCCCAAUGAUUGCAAGAUACAUCAUUCGACGUGCUAGGAAACGAUUGCCAAACCAGCCUCUGGCAUUGCAAUGGCAUGAUCCUACCAAGGAGCUUCGUAUCCUAUUAUGUCUUCAUGGCCCGGAAAACGUUCCUUCUGCCAUUAAUUUUAUGGAGAUUACAAAGGGAAGUGGCGACCCCGGCAUAUUAGUCUAUGCUACUGAUAUGAUACAACUCACAGACGAGAUUGCGUCCACAAUGGUUUCAAGUGGAAUAGAUGAUGUAGAGGUAACAGAUGCAAAUGUGGUCCAACUUAGGAAGAAAAUUACUAAUACACUACAAGAAUAUAUAGAUGAACAUGGUGAUGGAGUCACUCUUCAAAGAGCCAUGGCCUUAUCUACUUAUAACACCAUGAAUCAGGAGAUUUAUAACUUAGCAGAGGAUUCAAUGAUUAGCCUUGUUGUCCUUCCAUUUCAUAUCACUCUUACAAAUGAUGAAAAGGCAUAUGAAAACAAUAUAGGGUUCAGACAUGUUAACCGGAAGGUGCUUCGGAAUGCCCCAUGCUCUGUUGCAAUCAUGGUAGAUCGAGGUUUUGGCGCAAUCAGGCAAAUAUCAAAAUCAAGCAGCAGUGUUCUAAACACUGUUGUUAUAUUCAUUGGUGGCAAGGAUGAUAGGGAAGCAUUAGCUUAUGCAGGUCGUAUAGCCUACCAUCGUGGAGUGAAGCUAACAGUAAUGAGAUUCUUAGUAGACACGGAAGCAGAUAAUUGUAAUACCUCUACUAAAAGGACAUCUCAACAAGAAGAAGAGAUGAAACAUGACGAUGAAUGUUUCGCAAAUUUCUACGAGAAGCAUGUUGCAGGAGGAAAAGUAUCAUACAUGGAAAAACACUUGGUUAAUUCAGCACAAGCUUACACAACAUUAAGAUCAUUAGAAGGGCGCUAUGGAUUGUUUAUAGUUGGGCAAGGAGGAAGAGUUAAUUCAAUGUUGACAAUGGGGAUGAAUGAUUGGGAGCAAUGUCCAGAAUUAGGACCUUUAGGGGAUAUUCUUUCAGGUCCAAACUUUUCCACCACUGCUUCUGUUUUAAUUGUUCAACAACACAAUCCUAAAGUUGAACCGAGGGGUGCAGAUAAUGAAUUUUGCAUUAUGUGAUAGCCCUAGUCCUAUUAAUUUGUAUACUUCAUGAUCAUGCUUGUGGUAGGAAUUUGGAAACUCCAUCAUUUAGUAUCUAUAUAGUAUACAAGUAUGAUUAGUAAAAUACAACUAUAUACAUGUACUCCAUCAAUUGUGUUGGCUUGAUUUCAAUAUGUUAUGGACUUAUGGCAUAAAAUUUUUUAC